UAGGGUCAGAACCAGAGAGCAAAGGGAAAGCCUCUGAAGUCGGUGGCCCCGGGGCGCCAUGGACAGCUACAACGUGUCCCGCAGUGGACAGUAUAGGCUGGAGCUCGGCCCCCCCGACCUGCUGGAGCGCAGGGGCUCCCUGACCCUCCGCUCUCACCACAAGAAAUACUCCAAGCCCGUGCUGGUGUACUCCUGGCACCGUGACAGAGAAGCUUAUCCCAAAGAUUAUGAUAUAGAAGGUCCUGAGGAAACUAAAAAAUUAUGCAAUUCAACGUAUUGGAGACUUGGAACCAGUGAACCCCCAAUUUGGAUAUCUGAAACACAAGAACAAAUGUCACAGCCUUAUUUAAACUUAAGACUGGCUGAAGUAAAGCCUAAAGCUUUAUUGAAUGAGGAAACAAUUAGCUCUGGAAUUAUUGAAAGGGACCUUGGAUUGCCUGCAACAGGUUUUGGAGCUCUCUUUACUAGAAACCCACCAGAUCCGCGUAAAAGGUAUACAUUGACAACCUAUGCUGAAGAAUAUACUUGGCCAUAUGAAUUCCAGUCACUUGCUUAUCCUUGUCAAGAUGAUUAUUCAAUACUUCACAGAAAAUGCCGUUCUCAGUUCACAGAUCUAGAUGGUUCCAAAAGGUUUGGUAUCAACACUUGGCAUGAUGAGAGUGGGAUUUAUGCUAAUUCAUAUGUGAAACAGAAACUCUGUCCAUUAACAGAUGGGCCUAUCACCCCCUUUUUAAAGUAGGGUAUGGAAUCUGAUUCUCUGAAAGAAUAAUGAAUGUAACAGUUGAUUUCUUCCCCUAAUAAACACAAUGGUAAUCUUA
Molecule: messenger RNA, 818 nt
Organism: Erinaceus europaeus (western European hedgehog)
Lineage: Eukaryota; Metazoa; Chordata; Mammalia; Eulipotyphla; Erinaceidae
Gene: CFAP95
Product: cilia and flagella associated protein 95
Exons: 6
Coding region: 59-739 (226 amino acids)
Cellular component (GO): plasma membrane
Source: RefSeq, a predicted model, not a curated record